AUGGGUAUGUCAAGUGGGCCUUUUCAGAUGGUGGUGAAGGUCAUGGCAGCAUCUGAUGAAUCCCUCCGGACAACGGGGGCAUCACAUAGUUCCCCUCAGAGAGGAGCAGGGGAUGUGGAGGGCGAGAACUGGUCUCUGCAGGAGUGGAAGGAAAUGUCUGUGCCGAGCAGAUUCCCUCCAUGGGGCGAAGGGGACAGGGGAAGCUUCAGCUGGUUCCCUCAAGGAUUAACUGCUCUCCUUGAAAAGCUAUACACAAACAAUGACCUGAACUGUGGCCCAGAACAGCUAACCCAGAUGCUCAACGAUUACAUAGAAGGGAUAAUGGCGUAUGUGCUUUGUUUCAGAGGCGAUAUCUUGAACUUCAUAGGGGAUGCGUUGCUGGUGCUCUGGAAGGUAGAACGAAGCCAGCUCAGUGACAUCAUUACCCUAGCAGCAAAAUGCAGCGUGGAGAUGCAGGAGCAGUUUGGGUUUAGCUACACGGAAGUGGGCCUAGAGCUCCGACUGAAGAUCGGGCUGUCUGCAGGCCAUGUGUCUCAGCUCAUUGUCGGUGAUGAGAUGCGUCAGUAUUUGCUGGUGACUGGCCAGCAAGUGGACAAUGUGAGGCUGGCACAAAGUCUGGCACAAGCUCAUGAAGUGAUUCUAUCACCGAACUGCUGGGAGCUCUGUGACCAGGAUGUGUUAGAAGCGGAAAUGCUUAAAGGCCAAAAAGCCAUGAAGCUGCGAUACCUAAAGAUCUUCCAUCUACCUGAUUUUGAUGAACACUUUGAAAAGUGCAUAGACCAUCUACAGCAUUAUCCAAACGAUGAAGUCCUGCUGAGAAAGGCUGUGGCCCUGGCUUCCAGUCAUGAGCUCGAGCUGGCCUUGCAGAGGUUUGUCUUGGGAAAUGUUCUGAAGAAGAUCGACGACAAUCAGCCACUGGCGUUUGUAUCUGAACUUCGACUGGUAACUGUGGUCUCUGUCAAGCUGCAAUUUCACGAGAGCACAAAAGUGACAGAGCUGUGCAAAUUGGUCCAGGAUGCCACUGUGAGCAUCUCUGGUAUCAUGAAGGGCUGGAGAGGCAAAAUUAUCCAAAUCUCCACAUAUGGCAAAGUGAGUAAAGCAGGGCUUAGCUGUUCUGUGAGAUGCAACCCAGCAGGCGUAAGGAUCACUGUGGGAAUUAGGGAGAGGCAUAAUGAGGCCUUUGAAUCUGUGUUCGUACAGCGCCUAGCACAAUGGGCCGUGACUGGGGUUCCUUGGUGCUACCGUGAUACAAAUAAUAAUAAUGAUUUUCAACACAGGGUAAUAGCACUAGAGCUGUCCAAAGUAGAUAUCCAGGAGUCCUUCUAUGCUAUCUGGUCACUUAAGGCCAUAGUCUUUGGGAUCCAUGCUUGUAGACCUUAUAAGAGACAAGACAUCCUCCAAAGCAAGCUCACUGGGCUGUGGGAUGAGAUCUUUUACUGCCUCCUCCAUAACCAGUUCCUUGUGAAGGUAAUGGGGAAAGCACCUGCUCUCUGGGAGAAGAGCCACAUGCUAUGUCUCUUGCUAACUAUCCUGGUGGAAGAGGAAAUGCUUUUCCUUAGAGUCCUGUGGAAGGCAGCGGAAGAAGCGACACUGAUUUUCAUCAUCGAUGAAGCCCAGUACAUCGAUGCUGCCUCCUGGGAUUUUUUGGCAAAACUUCUCUCGAGUGUCCCCGUCUUUAUAGUCCUGUCAUUGUCUCCCUUUGCCUCCAAAGAGCUGCUCCCUUGUGCUUCUGCCCAAGGCAUCACGAAGAGCCCCAAGACCGCUGGUGUUGUCCUCCAGGAGCUGGAGCCUUCCAAACUCUUGGAGAUGGCCCGUUAGGCCCUUGGAGUGGUUAGCAUUCCCAGAGAGAUGGAAAUAUUCCUCAUACAAAGAAGCUCUGGGGUCCCAUUGUACUGUGAAGCUUUACUGACGGACCCCCAUGCUAAUGAGGUUCUUGAGUUUUAUCACAUCCCAGAGGAGGAGAAGGAAGAGGAUGAGUGGGAUAACCUGUCUACCAGUGCCGUCAAAUCGAUACCCUACAGGGCGUCUCUAGUCUCCUCCAAGGAAAACAAAGAGCUUUACAUUUGUACCAUCAGGAAGGAUGUGGACCUGGACACCAUUCUACUCCCGGUGAGGCUGAAAGAGAUUGCUGUGGCCCAGUUGGACUGCUUGAGCCCCUCUGAGCAGAUGGCAGUUAAAUGUGCAGGUCACACGUUUACUCCAGAGCUGCUGCUGUACAUCCUCCCGGAGUGGACAAACAAGAAGAUGGAGGAGACACUCAUGAGCCUGAUCAAUUCCCAGGUGUUUGAGUGUUUUGGAAAAGAAGCCAGGGCUACGCAGGCAGUAGGUUCCCGCCAUUUACACACACAUCUGGACCCCUGGAUGAUGCAAACCCUGGGGCCAGAGGAGUCUGAAGAUGUCAGGCCCGCUGCUCCUAGCUUCAGCCUGCAAGAGGAGCUGGGGAUGUUGCAGCAGGAUCAAGCAAUGCGGUUCUGCACUCCCCUGCUGCGAGAAGGGGCCUAUGAGCUGUGGCUGGGGGAUCAGAAGAAGGCUCUGCACCUCAAAUGUGCCACCUUCCUGGAGCACAAUGCUCACAAAUGCAGAAGCUGUGGUGGAAGUGAUUUCAUUUCCUUCCAACGCUAUGCCCUGGACACCGAGAUGAGCAAUAUAGACUCUUUGCUGGGACAGGGCAGUAAGACCGAGGGCACGGUCUUUCUGGUGCUUUCUGAAGAAACUAGGAAGAGGCUUCAGACAAGCUUAGCAUAAGGUAAACUGAAUUUUGUCUCAUCUGUUUCAGAUGCAGCAGAGAGGACCGAUGCCCCUCUGGGGCAGGAACUCGCCAUAGAAACUCCCAUGGCCUCAUGUGAAGAUAAUUUACAGUGCAGGGCAAAAUCAGCCAUGAAUAAACAGGUGUUGCCAGACGAUCAUCUCCUAGUUGAACAGGAGUUCCUGGACAGAGUGGACAAGAUGAUUAAGUGCCAUAAACGUGGCAAAGAGGAAACCACAAACCUGGCACCCUGUGAAUGUGGAGAGAGAGUGGAGUGGGUGGUCUCUGCCCUAGCCCGACAUUGCCUGAUGGUGAAAGACAGAACCAGGGCUUUUUAUUAUCUGCUGGAGUCUGCAGCUGCUUCCUUAAAUUUAUCCAACAAUUAUAUGGCAUAUGUGUAUUUGAAGAAAGCAAGUGGCCUACAGGAAUUGUCAGCGUUGGCAGUGUUCCCUUGUCUGAAGAGACCUAAACUGAAGAUCAACCAGUUUGAGGAAGCCGCUUUCUGUAGCCUCAGGGGAGAGGUCUGCUUCAACAUGGGCCAAAUCGCACUGGCCAAGAAACUGAUCAAGAGGACCCUCUGCUUACUGCACGAGGGAUUUCCCCGUACCUGGCUCGGCGCCUUCUUCCAGUCGUUCCUCGAAGAAUCCAAACACUCUGCGUACACUCAGCAGCGUCAGGCCCAACACACAGAUAGGAAGGCAUUAGCUGUCCUGCAGCAGCAAAUCCACUGCCUCUCCUUGCUCUGGCAGCUCUACAGUCUGGACUCUACCGCCAACAGGAAGUACUCCCAGCUGGCAGCCCUGAUGGAAAUAAAUUUGGCAGAUGCGUCUGAGAACAAGAUGCAGCUGUGUAUCAUUUUGACAUAUAUGGAUUUUUCACGGUUCUCCCAAAGUAUGGGCUAUAAAGACGAGUGGCUAAAAUAUGAGAUGAUGGCUAUCCAGAGAAGUUCCCAAUGCAACUUCACGUUCACCAGGGAGAGGUUGCUAAUGACAGUUCAAUUAGCUCAGGCACUGGCCUAUAGCAAGCUCUGCUUGGGUCAUCUGACCCGAUCCAUCCAGUUGGGCUUUCAAGCUCAUACAAUGUGUGUGCGGCUCCGGAAAACCAGCCUCCAGUGCCUGGUUCUUUCGGUUCUCUUCAAAUCGGUGUUCCUGAAGAACAAGUACGCCCAAUGCAUCAGAGUCUUAGAGUGGCCGUGGGAACUCGCUACUCAAGAGGAGAGCGUCAUUGUCUUGGCAUGUUUCUAUGCAGCCUGUUUAGACCUGCUGCUUUGUGAUGCAGGGUUUGAUUACAGGCCCAUUGACGAGUGCCUGCAGUUCAUAAACCAAUACAAAGCCAGCUGCAUCCUUAAGUCUCAGAGCAACAUGCUGAGUCUAUUUUCCUCUUUGGCAAUCUGGUUCGGCAGAUUCCAGCAGUGGGAUCUGUUCGAGGACAGUUUCACAAAGGCCCAACGGCUGGUGAGCAGAACGAACGCAUCUCUUUUUGACACUCACGGCUUUUUUAGAUUCCUGGAAUGCCAGGGACUGUUGCUACGGAGAGUCAUGGAAGACACGCCCGAGACGGUCCGGGAGACUCGCAGCUCAAUGCUCGGGUAUUUUGGGGAAUUCCUUUCUCGCUGCUCGACGAGUCCGGUCUACCACACGAGGGUUUACAGCCUGAAAGCCUCUGUUAACCUCCUGGGAGAUGAAGAUAAGAGCCAGGUCCCUUUGUCGAAGGGUCUCAAACUUUCGGCCACUUCCCAGACCAGGCUGGAGGAAACAUCUCUCAGUGUGAGCCUUGACCGUGUCCAGAACAAGGUAAGCUGCUCCAGAAGAGUCAAAGAGCUGAAGGACAGCAAAGAUCAGGAUGAAGAGGGCACACGAGAAUACAUGAAAUCUGCCACAUCGAGGCUGAAAUCCAAACCCAUGCUGAAGGAAUUGACCUUUGUUCAUCUCCAGCCGGGGCAAGCUCCUGCGUCCCCCCAUGCGCUGCCCGCUGGUGAGCCUAUGGAAUACCUCAGCACUGCACCCGGAAUCUUGCCCUCAACAUCCAGAAAACCCCAGGGUGACGGUGACAAAGCCUGAGGGGGCAGGAGAGACUGUCGGAGCUGGGACAUUGCUGGGUAGGGUGGAGGGUUUGCUGGAAUCUGGAGCAUGUACAUUGAAAACCUGCCUCGUCGUGGCUCAGAGGCCAGCUGAGAAUUUGAGGAGGGACACUAGAAAAAUGGGGGAAAAGUGACAUAAAGGGGUUCUUUUCUUUUAGUCUGUGUAGUUCAGUGGUGUUUGUGCGACCCCGGAAUGAUUGGGGAUAACUCUGUACUCAAGGGGUCUGAUGACACUGCAGUCAAACACCCGGGACUGGCUCGUGUUAACUGACUCGGGCUUGCAGGGCUCUGGCUGCGAGGCUAUCAAAUUGCAAUGCGGCUAUUCGGGCUAGAGCCCAGGCUCUGAGGGGUCUCAGAACCAGCUGCAGGUGUUUCACUGUAGUGUAGACAUACCCUAGGAUAACCUGGGAGCGGGGCAAGGUUCUGUGACAGACCUACUGAGACCCCACUUCCAGCAGCUAUAUCUCCCAAUAGGGGUAUUGAAAACUGGCACCUGAACCCUUGGGCAGUGAAUAACAACAGUCCUGCUAUGGAAUCUGUUCCACUGUUCUUCCCGGAACUCAUUCCUCCUGCUAAUGCACUGGGAAUUGCUGCAAAUAAUCUUCCCCAACAUAAUCCUUCUCCUGCAGGGA
This is a messenger RNA of Trachemys scripta elegans, 5458 nucleotides long. Its product is annotated as adenylate cyclase type 10-like. Gene Ontology annotation, cellular component: cytoplasm. Gene Ontology annotation, biological process: cyclic nucleotide biosynthetic process; intracellular signal transduction. Gene Ontology annotation, molecular function: adenylate cyclase activity. The record is from RefSeq and is a predicted model, not a curated record. NCBI's taxonomy places the organism in Eukaryota, Metazoa, Chordata, Testudines, Emydidae.